GCCCUUUUUUUCUCUUCUCUCUUCUCUCUUUUUCUGCGGCUCCCCAAAAAAUAAAAAUAAAAAUUGACUUUUGCUUCCUCCUAUGGCGGUUUUGAACCGCGUUUUUAGAUUAAGAGCGACAAGCUCUUUCUCAGUUCGGAGCUUCCGUUCAUCAUCUUUUCUAAAUUCCGAAACUGACCUCAAGGCGUCUUCCUCUGUCAUCGCCCAAAACUCUCUUCCUCUGCAGCGGGACGUUGUCCCCCACAUCGCCACCGGCGAUCUCGUUCGCGACGAGCUCUCGUCUUCUGGUCCCUUCGCUCUUCAGCUUGCAGAGGUUGUGAACCAGGGCAAAUUGGUUUCGGAUGAGAUUAUCAUAAACUUGUUGUCCAAGCGUCUUGAAGCUAGUGCAGCUAAGGGUGAAACUGGCUUCAUUCUUGACGGUUUUCCUCGAACUAUUCGUCAGGCGGAAAUUUUAGAGGGAGUAACAGACAUUGACUUGGUGGUCAACCUAAAGCUUCGUGAAGAGGCUCUACUUGCAAAGUGCCUUGGAAGAAGGAUUUGUAGUGAGUGUGGAGGGAAUUACAAUGUGGCCUGCAUUGACAUUAAGGGUGAGGAUGGGAAGCCUGGCAUGUACAUGGCUCCACUUCUUCCCCCUCCACAUUGUGCAUCAAAGCUUAUCACACGAUCCGAUGACACUGAAGAAGUUGUAAAGGAAAGACUCCGGAUAUAUAACGAUAAGAGUCAACCUGUGGAGGGGUUCUACCGCAGUCGAGGAAAAUUGUUAGAGUUUGAUCUUCCUGGAGGGAUUCCUGAGUCCUGGCCAAAGCUGCUUCAGGCUUUGAAUCUGGAAGACCAUGAAGACAAACAGUCUGCAACCGCAUGAUUCGUAAUUCUGUAACAUAUACACUUUUAGACAAGUUAGUUUUCCAUUAGAUAAGCCAAAUCAUUCUUUGCAUGUCCUGGAAGCAGAUGCAUAUAAUUUAAAGUUGAAAGGGAAAAACUUCUAUGUGCAAUAAAAAACAGGAGCUGCCCCCCAUUUAUCUAUAAUUAUAUAGCAUCCUAUUGGGGUUUCAGAGUUAUGUAAAAUGGGUAUUUAUAUUGUAUUGUUAGUUAUGUUCUUUGUUUGGAAAAAUGGUUAGAUUAUAAUGAUUAUUUUUGUGGG
Prunus mume (Japanese apricot) is the source of this 1141-nucleotide messenger RNA. Its product is annotated as P-loop containing nucleoside triphosphate hydrolases superfamily protein. Gene Ontology annotation, biological process: nucleobase-containing compound metabolic process. Lineage: Eukaryota; Viridiplantae; Streptophyta; Magnoliopsida; Rosales; Rosaceae. The record is from RefSeq and is a predicted model, not a curated record. Gene Ontology annotation, molecular function: AMP kinase activity; ATP binding.